Messenger RNA from Monomorium pharaonis (pharaoh ant), 1027 nucleotides. RefSeq names its product troponin C, isoallergen Bla g 6.0301 (gene TpnCI). Lineage: Eukaryota; Metazoa; Arthropoda; Insecta; Hymenoptera; Formicidae. The transcript has 6 exons. Bases 220 to 699 code for a protein of 159 amino acids. The record is from RefSeq and is a predicted model, not a curated record. Gene Ontology annotation, molecular function: enzyme regulator activity; calcium ion binding.
UCGUCCCAUUUGAAUAUUACCGCGGUGCUGCGUCGUCUCGCAGCAGUGCGUUAAAUCGGCGUUUAAGGGGUUUGUGAGUUCUACAUAAAUUUUAUUCGCAAAUUCUCUUCGGAAGCAACAAAGUGAGCCGGACCCUUCAGUCGAGACCGGUCGAGUAUACACCUUGGUGUCUUAAAUAAAGUAAAAUAAGAGAAAAGAAAACAGUUUCGCGCCAUCAUCAUGGUAUGUUCUAUCGAUGAUAUUGCUGAUGAGCUGCCGCCGGAACAAAUUGCCGUUCUGCGCAAAGCUUUUGACAGCUUCGACAGUGGGAAGAACGGCAGCAUCUCUACUGAAAUGGUGGCUGAUAUCCUUCGGCUAAUGGGACAACCGUUCAACAAGAAAAUCUUGGACGAGCUCAUCGAUGAGGUCGACGCCGAUAAAUCUGGGCGGCUCGAGUUUGAUGAAUUCGUCACGUUGGCGGCGAAGUUUAUCGUUGAGGAAGACGCGGAGGCACUAGAGAAGGAGUUACGAGAAGCCUUUAGGCUUUAUGACAAGGAAGGUAAUGGUUACAUCCCAACAACAUGUUUACGUGAAAUCCUAAGAGAGUUGGACGAUCAAUUGACGAAAGAAGAAUUGGACAUGAUGAUUGAGGAAAUCGACUCUGAUGGUUCUGGUACAGUCGAUUUUGAUGAGUUUAUGGAAAUGAUGACUGGUGAAUAAUUAUCUUGGACGAAUGGUGAACUGCUUUUGGAUCUAAAGACACUCGUGGAAUUCAUGCAAUCAUUAUAUCUUGAAACCAAUUAUUUGCGUAUUUAUGAAGAAUUAUGCGCAUCAAUUUUAUUCAGAUAUUUUCUGUUUCAUGAGUAGUCUCCAAAGCAAAAAAGCCACUAAAAACGUUGCAUCAGUUUAAUUAUUUCCUGUUUUUAUAUAUGCAUCAUAUAUAUAAUAAAACAAUAAAUUUUACUUUCGUAUACUUAUAAAAGGUUUGGAAACUUUUUCAUUGAAAAAUAAGUAUAUAUUUAUUGUUAAUAAAAUAAGAAAAAUUUUA